This is a messenger RNA of Carassius gibelio (silver crucian carp), 1189 nucleotides long. RefSeq names its product GTPase IMAP family member 9-like. The transcript is spliced from 2 exons. Gene Ontology annotation, molecular function: GTP binding. Bases 1 to 924 code for a protein of 307 amino acids. The record is from RefSeq and is a predicted model, not a curated record. NCBI's taxonomy places the organism in Eukaryota, Metazoa, Chordata, Actinopteri, Cypriniformes, Cyprinidae.
AUGCUAGCUAUGGACACUUCCAUUUUUCCAGGAGUGAAGGAGCACCUUCGACUUAUUCUGGUCGGCCUUCAGGGAGUUGGGAAAAGUGCAGCAGGAAACACCAUUCUGGGCCAAGAAGAGUUUCACUCAGACCUCAGCGCCACUUCUCUCACAUCCACAAGUGAACGGAGGGAUGCUGUUGUCUGUGGGAGGAAAGUGACUGUUGUAGACACUCCUGGUUUAUUAAACUGUGAUGCUUCUAAUACAGAUGUAGAGCUGGAGAGAGCCUUGACCCUGUGUGAACCCGGACCACACGCUUUUCUCCUCGUUAUUCAGUUGGGCCGCUUCACUGAGCAAGAAAGACAUGUGAUGGACAUACUCCAGAAUAUGUUGUGCUCAAAUGUCAGUUUAUUCACAAUAGUACUUUUUACAUAUGGAGACAAACUUAAGAAUAAAAAUGCAGACCAGUUUGUAGGGGAGGAUAAAAACCUGCAGAAACUCAUCCAAAAAUGUGGAUCACAGUAUCAUGUGUUUAAUAAUAAUGAGAGAGAAAACACAAGUCAGGUUAGGGAGCUCUUUGAGAAAGUGGACAGUCAGUUGGGAAAGAGAAACCAAAAAUAUUAUGUUAGGACAAACAAGGAGCAGGAAAAGUCCUGGAAUAGAUGGCACUUCUACUGUGCUGCUGCUGCGACUGCUGCUGCUGCUGCAGCUCUGUUUAUGCAUGCAGCAUUUGCCAAGACACAAACACAGAGUCAAAUCCCAGAGUGUUUUCCAAGUGCCCCAUGUGAUGAGAUAAUAAAGGUGGAAGCAGAUGAGACUCAAAGUGAAACAUUUUGGGAAAUGUUGCAGAGCCUUAUCAGCACAGCAUGGCAUGACAACAAGAAAGUGUAUUUCUUAGGUUUAGUACCACUGCUUUAUAUUUUGAAGAAACGGAUGAAAAAAUAAACUAUGUAUUAAAGACUUUUUAAAGAUUCUUUAAAUUUUUCAAAGAUUCUGUUGAGAAAUUACAAAUAUGUAAAACACUUAAAAAAUGCAGAUACACAAAUGUGCCUUUGAAAUGUUGCCUGUUUGGAAGAAAUAAGGUAUAUUCACUAUUUUAAACAUUUAAAAAAAUGUAUGCAAAUGAUUUCUGUGGUAGUUUUAUCUUCUGUAAAACACAUGAAUAUUUGCCUGUUUGAAAAUGUAGUCCCUAUACUAGUUGAUGGUGACA